Molecule: messenger RNA, 1467 nt
Organism: Candidozyma auris
Lineage: Eukaryota; Fungi; Ascomycota; Pichiomycetes; Serinales; Metschnikowiaceae
Gene: ARH2
Product: NADPH-adrenodoxin reductase
Exons: 2
Coding region: 1-1467 (488 amino acids)
Biological process (GO): ubiquinone biosynthetic process
Cellular component (GO): mitochondrion
Source: RefSeq, a predicted model, not a curated record
AUGCUCUUGGCCUUCCCACGAAGGGUCUCAUUUCUAAGACCACUAACUAGGUACCUUAGUGGAUCUGGUCACAAUCAGCGGUUCCGCGUAGCCAUUGUGGGUACUGGUCCUGCCGGUUUCUACACGGCUCACCACUUGCUAAAUAAAUCAAAUGGCCUUUCUAUCAGCAUUGAUUUUUAUGAUAGACUUCCUGCUCCUCAUGGACUAAGUCGAUAUGGUGUUGCUCCAGAUCAUCCAGAGGUUAAAAAUUGUGAGGAAUACAUGGAUAAUCUCAUGAGGGACCACAAGGAUAAUGUACGGUUCUUCGGUAACGUUAACGUCGGCCGUGAUAUCACUCUCAAGAACUUGCAAGAUAUUUACCACUCCAUUGUGUUAUCGUAUGGAUGCACAAGCUCAGAUAACAGGCUCGAUAUCCCUGGAGCUAAUUCGCCAGCGGUGAUUCUGGCUCGUCAGUUUGUGAACUGGUACAAUAGCCACCCUGAUAGCGAGUAUACGAAAGCAUUGAUCCCGCCACCGCUUGACAAGAUCGAGAACGUCACGAUAAUAGGAAACGGCAAUGUUGCAAUUGAUGUUGCUAGGGUGUUGCUUGCUGAUCCUACGUCACAUUGGGCUCCCACUGAUAUAAGCGUUGAAGCUGUGGAGUUGUUGAGAAAAAGCACAGUCAAGCGCGUAAACAUUGUCGCAAGACGAGGUCUUUUGGAAUCUGCGUUCACCAACAAAGAGAUUAGAGAGUUGACCGAUUUGUCGAAGAAUCUGAACGUGAGAUUCAUCCCCAUUGACUCGGAGAUUAUGAAUCGUAUUAAGCCUAACGAGAAGCAGUUGUCUAGAGUAGACAAGAGGAAGUUUUCAAUACUUGAAAAAGCCAGCAAAGAAGCAAUGAAGUUGGAGCAAGAUCCUAAUUGCAAGCAGUGGGCGUUAGAGUUUCAAAAGAGCCCCAAAGAGUUUGUAAAGGACCCAGAAGAUCCUUCCUUGCUUAGGGAAACCGUAUUCGAGAUUAAUGAAUUGGUUCAAGACUCACUCACAAAGCGCGUCAGCGUCAAGGGUACUGGAGAGACGACCACCAUCCCUAACGAAUUGGUAAUCUUGUCGAUUGGCUACAAAGGAUCUCCUCUAGAAGGUUUCGAUGAGGUCGGUUUGGCCUUUGAUAUCAAAAAGAAUUGCUUAGUUCAUAAAGGGGGUCGACUCAUGCUCAAGGAUAAAGUAAGUGAUGACUUAGAGUACAAUUACAGUUACGAUAAAGGCUGGUAUACAUCCGGCUGGAUCAAGAGUGGGCCUAGGGGAGUAAUAGCCACUACGAUGAUGGAGUCAUUUGAUACGGCAAACAAUAUAUUGGAGGAUCUUAACAACGGCAUAUUCAACAAGCCAAGCAAAGAGCAUGGCGACAUUGACCUUCCCGACCACGCAGUUACUUGGGAAGGGUGGACCAAGUUGGAUAGUGAAGGUUCCAACGGUGAGAGAAAUGCUUAA